AUGGAGAGCGCCAUGGAAGACUUUAAACGGAUACGUGCGCGUUUCGUACAGCGUAAAGUGGUCAAGCAUGAGUUUGAAAUUUUCACAAAAUUCGAAAACCACACGAGACACAUUUGGGCGCUCUAUCAACAAGCGACCGCCGGUGACGUCAAUUUGCCGAGUGAGGAAAACAUUUCUGAGGUACUAUUUGCGGGCAGCGCAGUAUUUUCAGAAUUAAACUAUAUGGAGAUCGACGAAGGAGAAAAUUCGUGGAUGUGGAAGUGGAUAAAUGGGAAUGAGAAGUGGCAUGCUUGGAACAGAUUGAGAGGUGAGCGCUUAAAACACCUUAAUUAAAUAGUCUUGUUAUUGUUUCAGGGCUCUCGAGAGAUGAAGCCAGUAAGCAAUACGUGGCAAACGUGGAAGCAUUGAAAGAGCACAUUCAUCAGUUACUAAUCAACUGGCAGAUUGAGAUUAGCAAUGAUGCAAUUGAAAAAGAACUGAAUAAUAACAACAGUUAA
Molecule: messenger RNA, 497 nt
Organism: Caenorhabditis sp. 36 PRJEB53466
Lineage: Eukaryota; Metazoa; Nematoda; Chromadorea; Rhabditida; Rhabditidae
Source: the annotation of a GenBank genome assembly